UUCUAAUCAAGUUCCCUUGCUUUCUGGCUGACCAAGCACUGUGAAUGUGUGAAGAACUUCACCGUAAGUAAGAGCUCUCCGUCUCUCACCAAUGGCAUGCUCAAGCUCAGCUUUGAUAACUACCUCUUUCUCUGUCAAACUUGCCAACCCUAGAUCACAAUCCGGUACUGCUUCACCAGCCAACAGACUCCUAUCUUUCAAGCUCUCAAAUCCAUCCAUCACCCAUAGCCUCAAACUCCGCUCAAAUCCAGCACAAUGCCCCAGCCUUUCGCUACCCAGAAGAUCAUUCGCUUGCAAAAGCCAGGCCGACCUAUCGGGCUCUGCUAGGCCCUGCAAAGUUCAGGAACUGUACGUUUACGAGAUCAACGAGCACGAUCGUGGGAGUCCUGCCUACCUCCGGUUGAGCCAGAAACCCGUAAAUUCCCUUGGCGACCUAGUCCCGUUUAGCAACAAAGUGUAUACUGGAGACCUGCAAAAGCGGGCGGGGAUCACGGCGGGAAUAUGCAUUCUCAUCGAAAACAAACCGGAAAAGAAAGGAGACCGGUACGAGGCGAUCUUCAGCUUUUACUUCGGGGGAUACGGUCACAUAUCAGUGCAAGGAGCGUAUUUGACGUACGAGGACACUUACCUGGCCGUGACAGGUGGGUCCGGGGUCUUCGAGGGGGUGUACGGUGAGGUUAAGCUACAGCAGCUUGUGUUUCCCUCUAAGCUCUUCUACACGUUUUGCUUGAAGGGCAUCAAGGACCUUCCAGAGGAGCUCGUCGUGAAGCCGGUCGAGCCCAACCCAGCCGUCGAGCCCACCCCUGCGGCUAAGGCCUGUCAGCCCGAUGCCACCAUUUUCAACUUCACCAACUGAUGUAUGCCGCUGAUGUUAAGUGCUGUUUGGAAAUUUCUGUUUGGAAGAGUCGGUGCUUGCUUACACGAUUGGAAACCAAAAUCUUAUCUAUUUGCCGUCUCAGGUAUCUCUGUGGCUGGCUCCACCGAGAGUUAUAAAGAUUAGAUAAAAAAUAAUUUUAUAAAUUAACGUGAAUUUAUAUUUUUAGUUAAAAUUUAAAUAUAUUUUAUAAUAAAAAUAUUUAUAAAAUUUAUUUUA
Carya illinoinensis is the source of this 1093-nucleotide messenger RNA. Its product is annotated as allene oxide cyclase, chloroplastic-like. Gene Ontology annotation, molecular function: allene-oxide cyclase activity. Lineage: Eukaryota; Viridiplantae; Streptophyta; Magnoliopsida; Fagales; Juglandaceae. Bases 92 to 856 code for a protein of 254 amino acids. The transcript has 3 exons. Gene Ontology annotation, biological process: jasmonic acid biosynthetic process. The record is from RefSeq and is a predicted model, not a curated record.